AUGCCGCGGAAGCCGCGGUUGAAACGCCGCCUCGGGCCCGGAAUUUCGCUGCCGCCGUUGCGAUCCCCUUCGAAAGAACCGCCGGAGACCCCUCGAACGAUUCACAUCGAGGAGGUCGAGCAGAAACGGCUGCAGUGCGCGAGUAAAUUUCUGGAUUUGCAAUGGCGACUCCCCUUCGUGGCGAAGGGCAAGGCGGAAGGUCGGGAGCUCAUCAAUCGCCUGAUGGUGCGGAUGCGGUUGGAGCGGACGACGGAGGUGGAGUUCUACGUGAAAGACGUCGAGAUCCUUCGGUAUUUCUUCGACGGCGUCGAUGUUGGCGUUUUCGGGUUGCUCCAUCGCGUGGAUUUCGUCGAUUUCGUGAUGCUGACGUUAGGGGAGGAUCUCGGGAUGAGCUGUCGGGAUGUCGAACGGCUAACCUUCCCCGACGCCGGCCGCAGCUUCCCUCGGUUGAUUAAUUUCGCCGAGUUCUCCCGAUUUUACCUCGCGCUCGCGGCGAAAGAGCUCGCGAAGCAUGGUGGGAAUUUCACCCCGCGCAAACCCAAGUUAAAACGCCCGUCUAAGCGAGAAUCCGCCGUCGGCGGGGGGGAGAAACCCCCCUCAACGACAACCCGAGCGGCCUCCUUGUCUCGCCUGUCAAGCCGGCCGCCGUUGCCCAUGACGACGUCUUUGCAUUUCUCGCAGCGAAGGAACGUUUGGUUCGAGCCCAGCGCCGCCGCCCGGCAAUUCUCCCGGCGGGCUUUUUCCCGCCAGCCCCGCCUCACCCCGAUCAAAAGCGAACGCGAAGGAGGAGGGGAGGGCACGCAAGGGUUGCCGCGGUCGAGCUCCGCGCCGAAUAUCGGCGAUCCCGCGCCUUCCCCGCCGUUCGCGCGCGAGGAGGCGACGCCGCUCCUGCCCCCUCCUCGUGGGGGGGUGCCUCUGCGGUUGGAGCGCAUCCGCUCGAGCGCGGGGGUGUGUUUGCAGCCCCGCGAACGAGCCGAGAGCCGGGAGAUGUCCAAACCUUAUAAGUUUCACUGGACUACGUAA
Molecule: messenger RNA, 1023 nt
Organism: Phytomonas sp. EM1
Lineage: Eukaryota; Euglenozoa; Kinetoplastea; Trypanosomatida; Trypanosomatidae
Source: the annotation of a GenBank genome assembly